CAUAUUUCAAUUCUUUCUUCCUUUUUACUCCAUCACGAGAUCCCCCUCCCUUCUCCCAUCUUCUUCUAUACUUUACUUUCUCUAAUUUCAUGUACUGUUAUACACUUUCUUCCUUGUAUUUUCUUCCAUUCAAGUUCCCCUUUUUAUAGGUUCAUUUGUGAACCUGCAUAUCGUUAUACUUUGUAUAUCUAAUAACAUAAAGUUAAGGUAGUCUUCUUUUAAGAAAUGGAGAAUGCCCGGAAGGUGUUUGAUGAAAUGGGUCAACCAAAUGUAGUUGAUAAGCCCGAUUUCAAAGAACUCGAUCUAAUGCGUUUAACUGAAAAAGAUAAAGACAAAGACAAAGACCCUUUUCGUAAUAGUAGAAGAUCAUCUAAUAGAUCUCAUUCCGGUGAGUUAAAUGCAGCCGCCAAUCCUCCUCCUUAUAACAAUAUCACGCCGGAAAAGCUUGGAUCUGGGAAUCGGAAGAUGAUGGGCCACCGGAGAUCGUACUCUACGGGGGCUCCUUUGAUAUAUUCGGGUAAUACCACCGGAAGUAACACUACUACUAGUACUAGCAGCACUACUACCACAACUGGCAGUGGGGGCAGUGGCAGUGGGGGCAUUGGUAACAAUGUAGCUGCUGCAGUGAAUUCUCCCAGCACAAAUCUGUUAUACCCAACUGGGAAUAUCUGCCCAUCAGGUAAAAUACUUAAAUCUAAUAUGAAUUUUCGAAACACUACAACCCGAACUGAGAAACUUGGAUUGGGUAUGGGUACUGGGAAUUAUGGUCAUGGAAGUAUAAUUAAAGGUGGGGGUAAAUCAGUUGAAUCAAACGGUGAUGUUGGGAUUAUCGUUAAGAAGGCAAUGGUUAGUCAUGAUGUUGAAGAAGUGAAAGUUGCUGGCAAUGAGUUGUAUAAAAGAGGGAACUUUACGGAAGCUUUAGGAUUGUAUGAUCGUGCCAUUGCCAUAUCACCCGAAAAUGCCACUUGCCGGAGUAAUAGAGCAGCCGCAUUGACUAUGUUAGGGAGAUUGGGUGAGGCUAUUAGGGAAUGUGAGGAGGCUGUGAGGUUGAACCCUGGUUAUCAGAGAGCUCAUCAAAGAUUAGCAUCUCUUUAUCUCAGGUUAGGACUGGUGGAACGUACCUAUCACCAUCUUUCUCAUGGUCAACAUAAUGAUUUGACCGAACUGCAAAAGUUGCAAGAUGUGGAAAAACAUAUUAGUAGAUGCUCGGAUGCUAGAAACACAGGUGAUUGGAAAGGAGCACUUAGGGAAUGCGAAGCAGCCAUAUUAACUGGAGCUGAAUCAUCUCCACAAAUAAUUGCUUGCAAGGCAGAAGCGUUUUUGAAGCUCCAUCAACUUGAAAAUGCGGAUACUGUUCUUGCUGACUUACCAAUAAUUGAACCUUUUCCAGUUACGUGUUCAAAAGUCAAGUUCUUUGGCAUGUAUUGUGAAGCAUAUGUGCUUUACAUCCGAGCUCAUGUUGAUAUGGCAUUUGGAAGGUUUGAAACUGCAGCUUCAUGCGCAGAGAAGGCCAGCUUGAUUGAUUUUGGAAACAUGGAAGUCGCAAUGUUACUGAAAAAUGUGACAUUAAUAAACCGUGCACGUGCUCAAGGCAAGGAUCUUUUCAGCUCAGGGAGGUUUUCAGAAGCUUGCACUGCUUAUGGUGAAGGGCUCAAAUACAACUUGUCAAACUCGAUUCUCUAUUGUAAUAGGGCGGUUUGUUGGUCGAAGCUUGGUUUGUGGGAGAAGUCCAUUGAGGAUUGUAAUCUAGCCCUUAAAAUUCAGCCAAAUUACACAAAGGCCCUAAUGAGGAGGGCAGUUUCAAAUGCAAAGCUUGAGCGAUGGGGUGAAGCUGUAAGAGACUAUGAAAUCUUGAGGAAAGAACUUCCAGGUGAUAAUGAGGUGGCUGAAUCACUAUUACGAGCUCAAGAGGCAUUAAGAUUGACCCGAGGGGAACCUUCUGGCAUUGAUCGUGUUACAGCUCCAGUAUAUUCUAGUGCAGAGCCUCCUCAGCCUAGCAGUAUCAAGUAUCAGAACCAUUAGUACUCUACCCAUGUGGUGAAUCAGCUUGUAAAACCUACAUAUCCUCACGACUUACUUGUGCGUUCCAACUUUCAAUUCUUGAAUAUGGAUGUUCUCAAACACAAUUGCAAACAGCGUACAGUUUGAUGGACGAACAGACAGGUCCUUGUUUCAAGUCUCAAGUACCAUUGCUUGACCUUCCCUCGAUACAGAAAGGGACAAAAAGGAGAAUUUACUUGAAAUAAAUUCUUAUAUGAUAAGUUUUUUCCCUCCCCUUUUAGUACAAAAUAUUGUCGAAAUAUCGAUAUUGUUGAUUACAUUUUAUUUUUCUAUUUCCAUUGGUCCCAAUAUCAUGGGAGUUAUUUAUUUGUUUACCCCCUUUUGGGGGAAGAAAGAUUCAAUUCUGUGAAAUCCUUUCGAAUUCUUUUUUCUUUUAAUUAUAUUCUUAAUUCGAAAUCAUAUUUUUAUUUUUCA
Molecule: messenger RNA, 2475 nt
Organism: Erigeron canadensis
Lineage: Eukaryota; Viridiplantae; Streptophyta; Magnoliopsida; Asterales; Asteraceae
Product: inactive TPR repeat-containing thioredoxin TTL3-like
Exons: 6
Coding region: 226-2022 (598 amino acids)
Cellular component (GO): cytoplasm
Molecular function (GO): protein binding
Source: RefSeq, a predicted model, not a curated record